AUGGGGAUUGCGCGCUGGUUUUGGGACGCCGCGACCGGAGUAGCAGGAGCGGGGGAAGCGGGGGAAGCGGAAGGAACGGGAGGUGCGGGAGGCGGAAGCCGGACCGGCAAGCCGUCUGAUGAUGCGACGGCGGUGACAGCAACCGGACCCGCGGCGCCGUCGCCGUUAGGAAUUGACAUCCGCGGCGGUACCAGCAGCGCAGUGGGCGGCGACGGGGAUAAAGCGGCGCCGGCACGGACGACGCCGUUCCCAUCGGCGCGCAGCGAAGGCGAUGACGGCGAGCGGCGCGCGCGCGACGUGCUAAUCGUUGAAGGGGGAAGGCCGCCCGCUGAUGCGCGGGGUGGCGGAGGCGGCGUUUUCCGCAAGAAGCAUCGGCGGGGGAAGGGCAAGCGGAGCGUGUUCGUAUACGAGCUGGUGCGCGUUCCCGCGGGGGGAGGCGGGGAUUCGGAAAUGCGCGUGGCGCGCGCGAGGACUGCAGGGGCGGCGGAGGGCAGCAGAGCUGGUAUGAGGGAGGUGGAAAGUGCGGAAGGCGGAAGGGGAAAGGCGCAGGGUUGGCAGCAGCGGUCGCUGGAUCGAAGCGACACGCAGAGCGACAUUGCUGACGUGGACGAAUGGCGGCGGGAGAUGGAAAAGUAUCUGGCGGAGAAGGAAAGGCGGGCGAGCCUUGAGGCCGCUGAGAAGGCAAGUCGUGCGAGCCAUGAUUGGAGUCAAAAGCACCUUCAAGUGGAAUCACAACUCACGAGAGAGGAAAGCGGACCGGGCGGCUUGGAAGAGGAGCAACGAAAACGGGAGCACGGCAGUUGGGGGUUGCGUGACGAUGACGAUGACUCGUUAGGAGCAAGCGGGCGCGCUUGUAACGCGAACGGGGGCUGUGACGAGGGAAACAACAGCUGGCGCAAUACAAGCAGCGAAGGGGAGGCAGCGGGGAUUGACCGGUGGGACCUGGACGCGUAUAUCGAGGAGCACCAUAGCGAGGAUGAAAGCAGCGCCGCGCUGUCUGCUGUGACGAGCGGCCGUGGCGAAGACGCGUGGGGCGUUGGGGGGAGCAGCGACAGCGAGGGACGGCGAGCGCUGUGGCAGGGGCGAGACGAAGGACUAGUAACAGAGUUGGAAGAGGAUGCGGAGGAGUUGGGAGUGGUGAGGAGGGACGGGGAUUGGUUUGAAGAGGCGGAGGAGGGCAUGUUACUGGUGGACGAGGGGCGGGUGGUUGCUGGUGUCGCAUCUGCAUCUGCUUCUGGGUCAGACAGUGGCGAGCGGGGGGGAAAAGGAGAACGGGGGAGAGAGUGCAGAUGCUCCAACGCGACCACAUCCCUCCCCCAGUCUCCCCCUUCAGGUGCAGCAGUCCCUCCCACUGCGCCGCCCCGUGCCGUCCGUCAAGCCAGCAGGGCUGCCGUCGCUCGCGCUGCAGCGGAGGCGUUCGACGCGCAGGCAGGCAGGAGGGGCGAGGGCAGCGGUGACACUGUGAGUGACGGCAGCACCGGCAGUGGCAGCGACAGCAGCAGCAGGGAGGGCGGACGACCCGCGCUGCUGCGUGAUAAACGAGAUGUGUUGAGACGUCUCAAAACAUCUCUUUUAUCAAGUGAGGGCAGCACGGGCACUGGCAGUGGUAGUGGCAGCAGCAGCAGGGAGGGUGGGCGACCCGCGCUGCUGCGGUGCGAGGGCGUGCGGGGGAGCAACCGCGUGCGCGCGUUCGACCCCAGCGAGUACCUCCCCGUGCCCACAGCCGCUGCCGAGGUGACUUUUGAGUCAACUCAAAAGUCACCUCGCAACCGCAUGCGCGCCUUCGACCCCACCGAGUACUUCCUUGCGCCCGCAGCCGCUGCCCCCCCUGCAUCAGCCGUAGAGGCUCCCGCAGCAGCCGCAGAAGAAACUGCUCCUGGGAAUCGUGAGCUUGAGGGGGGCGAGAGUGAACGCCAGGGGGAUGAUGCGGUGGUGACGUCAGCAACGGCGGGAAAGGGCCAGCCUGUGGCGUCGGCAUGGUGGGAGUUUGGUGGGGCUGAUAAGAGCGCUGAUAAGGCAGCCAGCAGCGGGCAGGGCGGCAGGCGGAAGAUCACAGGCAGCCGGGUGAGCGGCGCGGUGAGUGCGGAAAGUCGCAAGCGGGGACGGUCGCGACCGGUGGGACCCCCACCCACCCCCCAGAGUCCUGAUGAUGAUGUCUUCCCCGCCUUCCCUGGCACGGAAAGCCGCUCUUCGCACUUGAAAUCCCCGCCGGCUCUCCCCUCGCAUGCGUCGUCAGCAGCGUCAUCAUCCCGCCUCCCGCCCUCCCCACGCCUCCCGCCGUCCCCUGGCCUGAGAAGGCAGCAGUCUGCUGCUGCCUCACUUGCUGCGGUGGAGGCGAGUCAAGGGCAGAGUGAGAGGCAUGUUGAGCUGACUGCGCGAGCAGGCAAGGAGGGCAGGGGAGCGCGGGAGGAGCGCGGCCGGGCCGCUGCUGCCUCGCUUGCUGCGGUGGAGGCGAGUCAAGGGCAGAGUGAGAGGCAUGUGAGGCAGGCUGACACGGGAGGAGUGCGGGAGGAGCGUGAGCGAGCAGCGAUGGUUUUCCACAAGAGCAGCAGCACUGGAAGCAGUGGGGGAGGAGGAGGCAGCCAAAACGGCAGUGUUGCUGCCCAGCCCAAGCGCAUAGCCCAUAGCGUGACCUACCACCCUGGAGGCAAUGCACCGACAAGCCUAGUCAUGGCUGGCAGCAGUAACAACAACAACAGCACCCACUGCCGCGCCUCGCCCUCCUCCUCCACCUCUCGCCCCUCUCGCCCGCUCCCUGUGUCACCUCCACCCGCCAGCUACCGGCACCAGGCUGACGUGGCAGCGCAGCAGGAGGAGGCGAGUCUUAGGGAGCUGGAGCAGCAGUUAGAGAGGGAGAGGAGGAGGAGGGAGGAGGAGGAGGAGGAAGAGUUCUUGGCAGUGGCUGGUGAGAGGGGAGUGAGGGAGGUGCGAGUGAGGGAGGGCGAGUGGGACGAGGGGGGUGCUUGGAUGGUGAAGAUGCCCGGAAGGGGGGAGUCGAGGAGACUAGAGGAGCUUUACACGAGGCAGGAGAGACAAGCAAGGGAGCAGCGGGAACAGCGGGAGCAGACUGGAUUGUGUGUGGAACAAGAUGUGGGAAUGGAAGCAGCAGCAACGGCGCCACCCAUGCGACGAUCGCGGACAGACACGAGGCAGGAGAGGCGGGCGAGGGAGCAGCGAGAUGAGAGGGAGGAGAGAGGGCUGAUGGGAGCAUGUGCGAAGCAAGAUGCGGGAAUGAUUCCAGUGCCACCUCCCAUGCUACGAUCACGGACUGACACGAGGCAGGAGAGGGGGAUGAGGGCACGGCAGCAGGCAGUGGCACCAGCAGUGAGGGUUGGGGGCAGGAGAAGCGAGGGGUGCAGCGGGCGGGAGAAGAGCAGCGCAGGAGAAGCAGGCAGCGGGUGGGUGUUGCGGCGAGGCAAGACGCAGCCGAGGGGCAGGGGGAAGGGGGCAGUGGGUAGUGGGCAAGCUGCUCAUGCAUGCGGGGCAGGAGCUGUGUGCUCUGCUGCUGUGUGCUCUGCUGCUGUGUGCUCUGCUGCUGUGUGCUUUGCUGCUGUGUGCUUUGCUGCUGUGUGCUUUGCUGCUGUGUGCUCUGUUGCUGCUGUGUUUCAUCCCGUCCCUGCCCUGCUCCCACUCUUCCCCUUCCCUUGUGCUGCUGCUGCUUCGUCUGUUCACAGAGGGCACGACGCAGAGAUUCUAGUGCUGGACAACUGA
This is a messenger RNA of Closterium sp. NIES-65, 3711 nucleotides long. Lineage: Eukaryota; Viridiplantae; Streptophyta; Zygnematophyceae; Desmidiales; Closteriaceae. The record is from the annotation of a GenBank genome assembly.